GCGUAUCAUUGUGUGGAAGUACAGUACUCGUACAGUGGAAGUGCUUCCACUAUUCUACCAUGCGACGUUUGCGCCAGAGUACCAAGUACCAACUGUGCUGAAUGUCAACAGCUGCUCCCAAUCUGCAACCACUUUGUUACGCCAUUGUAUUAUAAUAGUGUGGUUACUGCUAAAAGUAAGUCACACCACUUUACAAGCCACAAGCUAGUCGCAUGCGGAGAAGAGCAGGCAGAACGUAGAAAAAAGGCUCUCCGAGACUUUUGAGAGCAAAAAUUAUAUCGCAAUGGAGCACCUAUAUUCAAUUGCACUCGCCUGCGUCAGAAGCUGUUGGAAAGGAAAAGGCACACCGCUACCAUAACUGAAACACUAUGCAAUGGGUAAUCUAAGAAAGCCUAAGAAACCUAAGAAAACCUAAGAAACCUAAGAAAAACUGAAAGAAAUCAAGUUUGAAGAAACCUAAGAAAACCAGGAAAACAUAAGAACCCUCGAAAUAUCCAAGUACACAAUGGAAUGCUUGGAUGCGGACAUCAGAGUUGCGAUCCUACGUUUUUGCAGGUGGACGCGGUGAUGAGCGAGGCGGCUCGCCAGCCGAUCGACGGACGAAUUCAUCUGCCCCUUCCCGCCUCGCUGCGAUCUCUCGUCACCGUGGAGAGCUACCCGGUGGUCCGUGCCAGUUCGGGCGGUGCGGCGACCUUUCACUGCAGUCCUCUGCGGAUACUUCCCAACGUUAACAGGAGCAAUGCUAACAAUACAACCGUCAUGUGGGUGCACAACCACAAAAUGCUGGCGGCACUUAACAGCGACGGGCUGCGUUACAAUUACACGGCAUCCAGCGAUAUCACUCAAACGGUGGACUGGGCGGCCGCCUCCGCCACGCUCACCAUGCGCAACGUUACCUGGGCGUCACGCGGCCUGGUGGGUUGCCUGCAGGAAUGCGAAGCCGACCCGGUGUAUGAGCACUGCCCGCUACAUAUCUUUCGUUUCCACGUCACGCCCACCGCCAAUGAGCUCUUUUUGGCGCCGCUGAUGCACAACCUCACGGUCGUCCGCUCCGGGGAGGCGCGCUUCCGGUGCAUCACCAGCCUGAUUGUUCCCACCGACGUAUUCCAUGGUCGAAUGGGCUUCAUCUGGCGCUAUAACGCGCAGUGGCUGGCGGCGCCCCAAUACCACGCUCUGGAACCUUUCGUGGGGCCGGUAGCCACGCCUCCGCCGCGGCGCCCCUCUCCCAAGCAUGUGCCCCCGUGGCAGCGCAACCGGAAGCCCGGGGAAACGUUGGCGGAAUACAGCGUCUUCAACAGUGAUACCGAUCCCGAUAAUUUCACCAGUACGCUGGUCAUUCCCGCUGUGCAGCUGCAGGCGUCGACACCGGCGCGGGUGGAGUGCUGGGUGCAGCCAGAUCAUCAGCGGGAAGUCUGGCUAAUGCAGACGGCCUACUUGCAUGUCCUACCGGCAUCCGAUGCCUGACUGUUGAAGCAUGCUAUUUAACUAACACUCUUUUUGCAUGCUUUCUGCAUUCUUAAUAUUAUUAUGGGAUGACUGUUAGAUAAUUCUCAGGUACAAGCCAAUACAGUAAUUCGUCAUAUAAACGAGGCAAUUCGCAAUGGCCUCUCUCAUCAGGAACACUGG
Molecule: messenger RNA, 1626 nt
Organism: Paramacrobiotus metropolitanus
Lineage: Eukaryota; Metazoa; Tardigrada; Eutardigrada; Parachela; Macrobiotidae
Exons: 5
Coding region: 511-1464 (317 amino acids)
Source: RefSeq, a predicted model, not a curated record